UCCACUUCAAAUUUUCUCUUUCCUUUUCUUGUCACGGGUUCAUUUGCACCCCCUUCACCAACUCUCUACGAGUCCUUUUAAUCACGCCAUUUCGCUGGUCUUAUGAUCAUCUUGCAUCACCAUCUGGAUUGAUUAUUGCCAGAAAGACCGACUCAGCCCCACACGCCAUCCAUCCAUCCAUUCAUCCAUCCACUUGAUGUGUAUGCAUGCAUGGUGCAAUGUGAUGGCUGGGCUAGCUAGUCGGUUUACCAUGAUACCCCGUGCCAGUUUGUCACUAUCACAAGUUGUUCACUCCUUGUUUUCUUGUUUGUUUGUUUGUUUGUUUGAUUCUGUCAGUGUUUCCGGGUUUAUAACUCUUCUCUCGACUCGACUCUAUUCGUCUGUCAGCAAGUAUCGCAUUGUACCGUUUACUUUGUUGGAACACUUAUUCCUGUAUCUCUAUCUCUAUUCUUCUCUCAACCUGGAUCGCAUCUAUAUACAAACAAAGAAAAAGACCACAAAAAAAUAAACAAAGAACGAACGAAUUUUCAAACAGUACUACCA
Messenger RNA from Aspergillus candidus, 543 nucleotides. RefSeq lists its product as uncharacterized. The transcript has a single exon. The record is from RefSeq and is a predicted model, not a curated record. Bases 197 to 508 code for a protein of 103 amino acids. NCBI's taxonomy places the organism in Eukaryota, Fungi, Ascomycota, Eurotiomycetes, Eurotiales, Aspergillaceae.